CUGGCUGGGGGGUUGAAAAUCAACCACUUUUGUGAUGAUUUCGGCUAGAGCUGCUCUUUUUUUCUUGCUCGUGUAUAAAUAUGUUGGGAAAAGUUUCAGAAGACAUCAGUUAGCUUUGAACAUUUACCAGUAUUACAAUUGCUAAGCUUAAACAGUUGAAAAAUGAAGGUUUUUGUAGUUUUUGCUAUGACCAUCGCUAUCGUGGUCAGCGCUGCCGUGGAGACCAAAGAGGCUGAAAAGUCCGUUGCUCCAGCGGAGAGCGAGAAGAAACAGGAUAAGCGUGGUCUGUGGGAUUUGGGCUAUGGAUACGAUUCGCACGGUUACGAUCAUUCACUGUCUCACGUUUCUCACGGUUGGGAUGAUCCUCAUCACGUUACCACCAUCAUCAAGAAGGAACACAUUCCGGUCCCAUAUGAGGUUGAGAAGCACAUCCCAUAUCCAGUGAAGGUCCCAUACCCAGUGACCGUCGAGAAGCACGUUCCAGUCGUCGUUGAGAAGAAGGUUCCAUAUGUCGUCGAGAAACCAGUGGCCGUUCCAGUUAAGGUUCCGUACAAAAUCAAGGAAUACGUUGAGGUUCCCAAACCAUACCCAGUGCACAUCGAAAAACCAUACCCAGUCUAUGUGAAGAAGCCAGUUAUCGUUGAGAAGCACGUCCCACUGUAUGUCAAAUCUCAUGGUUGGGAGCCACACAGCCACUCCUACUCCGAGUACCACUCGUACCACUAAAGACUGGCUAUAGUGCAUAGACCACCAAAUCAACCCAUUCCCAAAAAAAAACAAAUGUUAUUAAUCGUGUUAUUUGAAGCUCAAAUUGCUCUUACAUUGUGAUCUUCAUAUCUCAUCGCAUCCAUUUCCAUGGAUAUGAUAGCUUUUUUGUUGUAUUAUAACCAGAGAGUAUACUCAGAUUUUCAUCCCACAGAACAACACAUAGCUCUCUGCAACAAAUCAUUUUUUCAACUUGUUGUCCAAAGCAAAUAUAUUAUUCUACAUUGCUUACACGUUGUAAGCAAACUGUAACGAACAAAAUACAAAUAAAAAAAAAGCUAAAAACUGAAA
Messenger RNA from Toxorhynchites rutilus septentrionalis, 1056 nucleotides. RefSeq lists its product as uncharacterized. The record is from RefSeq and is a predicted model, not a curated record. The transcript is spliced from 2 exons. The coding region runs from base 163 to 726 and encodes 187 amino acids. NCBI's taxonomy places the organism in Eukaryota, Metazoa, Arthropoda, Insecta, Diptera, Culicidae.